UUCGUAUCUCUUCGCUUGUGCAGUCCGGCAACGAUGUCCGACGCCCCCAAACCCUCCCGUGCCGCCUUGCGAUCUUACUACUGCCUCUGCGGUGACUUCGUUCUCGUGCUGCAAGGCAAGCUCGACCGUCUUCCUCAGCGAAAAACCGACGGCGCGUACAUUAUACGUACAAAGCCUUCCCCGACAGCCGCCGCGCGCAAGUUCAAGCUUGCGGCGGUCCCGCUCGAGCGCUUCCUUCUCGAGCGAGCGGGGGGCACGGAGGUGCGGCAAGACUUUGGGUGUGCGCGGUGCCGGACACCAGUCGCGUAUCAGACUACGCCGCCGCCCGCGGGAUCCGCGCCCUUCUUGUACGUCCUCAAGGGCGCGGUGACGGAGACGCAAGGGCAGAUUCCGCCAGACGCGUUCGAGGGGGAGCGCGUCCCUACGUCCAAGCUCGCGUAA
Cutaneotrichosporon oleaginosum is the source of this 441-nucleotide messenger RNA. RefSeq lists its product as uncharacterized. Gene Ontology annotation, biological process: endoplasmic reticulum to Golgi vesicle-mediated transport; endoplasmic reticulum membrane organization. The record is from RefSeq and is a predicted model, not a curated record. Lineage: Eukaryota; Fungi; Basidiomycota; Tremellomycetes; Trichosporonales; Trichosporonaceae.